AUGGCGGACGCUGUCUCGAAGCAUCGAGCUGAGUUUGCCUUUGCUCAGCUUGAGAACGAGAGAGCUCUGACAUCUCUUCGUGACGAGCUAAGAGUAGCUCGUGGUAUUGUUGAUCGGUCUCGGGAUGAGAUAACUGCUCUUCAGACCCUUGUCGAUGCCCACCAUCGGGAGCACAAGGCUCUCUGCGAGAUGCUUGAGCGCAAGGGCUUUCUUCAUCGGAAGAAGCAGCGUACUGAUGGGAUGUUUUAA
This is a messenger RNA of Peronospora matthiolae, 249 nucleotides long. The record is from the annotation of a GenBank genome assembly. Lineage: Eukaryota; Oomycota; Peronosporomycetes; Peronosporales; Peronosporaceae.